AUGCAGGGCGGCACCGACCCGCACACAUCGCUCGCCACCAACCACACGGAGCCGAAACACUAUGGCGGGCACUCGUGGCCCGAGAGCGGGCUCAAUACGGCGCCGGCCCAUAUGGGACGUCGCGACCUGGAGACCAUCUUCCUGCCCACCUUCAAGGCCGCAGUCACGGAGGCGGGCGCCCGGAGCGUGAUGGCCGCCUACAACGAAAUCGACGGCAUUCCCAACGCCAACAACGAGGACCUGCUCUAUGAGCACUUGAGAAACCAAUGGGGAUUCGACGGCUUCGUGCUCUCCGAUGAGGCCAAGCUCUGGACGAACCAUCACACGGCCGCCUCGCCGCUCGACGCCAUCAUUCAGUUCCUCACCGCCGGCGGCAACAUGCAAUUCUACGAUUUCCCGCACAUUAUCUGGGACUUGUUCAUCGCCGAAGCCGUCGAGGCUGGCAGGCUGAGCGAGUCCAUCCUCGACGACCGCGUGGCCGAUCUCUUGCGCGUGAAGAUGAUGCUCGGCCUCUUCGAUAACCCCUUCACAGACCCGUCGCUCGUGUCGCUGGUGGUCAAUUCCCAGGAGCACCAGGACCUCGCACUCGAGGCCGCGCGCAAGGCCAUCGUUCUGCUCAAGAACGACAACAAUGUGUUGCCUCUCGCCAGCGCCAAGCUGGGCUCGAUUGCGCUGAUCGGGCCGACUCGGGACUAUUCCGGAUUCGGUGUGCUCGAUAACUUCGUCACCGUGCUCGACGGCGUCAGCGCCAAGGCGCCCCAAGCGAAGAUCUACCACGCCUGGGGCUCGGGCGUGCUCCACAACGACGAGCUGCAG
This is a messenger RNA of Acanthamoeba castellanii str. Neff, 816 nucleotides long. RefSeq names its product betaglucosidase-related glycosidase, putative. Gene Ontology annotation, biological process: arabinan catabolic process; xylan catabolic process. Gene Ontology annotation, cellular component: plant-type cell wall. The record is from RefSeq and is a predicted model, not a curated record. The annotation marks the transcript as partial. Gene Ontology annotation, molecular function: xylan 1,4-beta-xylosidase activity; alpha-L-arabinofuranosidase activity. Lineage: Eukaryota; Discosea; Longamoebia; Acanthamoebidae. The transcript is spliced from 9 exons.